Paraglomus brasilianum is the source of this 1371-nucleotide messenger RNA. Lineage: Eukaryota; Fungi; Glomeromycota; Glomeromycetes; Paraglomerales; Paraglomeraceae. The record is from the annotation of a GenBank genome assembly.
AUGUCCUGUUACAUUGGAGAUAAAAUAGGGAACAGAAAAUUGGGAGCAGCAGCGGUAUUCGUAUUUAACCUGGUUUAUUUACUGGUAGGAUACCAGUACAUGAGUACAGACGAUUACGAUAUCAACUGGACUAUGACUCAAUGUGUGUUAUGUCUGAGGAUGAUCGGGUUCGCUAUGGAUUACAUGGACGGAGCGAAAUUGAUCAACAAGAAAGCGUCAACUGAGACUGCACAACCAGAAAAGACAACAGCGAAUGACCAGCCCGCAUCAACGACUCGACUCGCAAAACAACCUAAACUUCCAAUAUCUUUCCAAAAGAACAUUGCCCUUCCUACUCUACCCUCUUACAUUUCCACUCUCGCCUACGCGCACUUCUUCACUGGCUUCCUCACGGGACCUCAGUUUUCAUACCGCCUUUAUGAAUCCUUCAUCAAUAUGCACUUGUACCCUGAUCAAUCACAUAUACCCAGGGGAUCAUAUAAGCACGCUAUUCAAUGCAUAACUGGGGGAGCUAUUUAUCUAUUGGUCAGUCAAAUUGGGCAGAUGUUUUUCCCUCAGUACGUGCUUUUGGGCGAGGAGUAUGCAAAAUGGGACGCUUUGCAUAGAUUCACAUACUUUUGGAUGGUUGGCAAGUUUUCCUUCAGUAAGUACCUUGGCGUGUGGAAAUUAGUCGAAGGUUCGUGCGCGUUGUUGGGUAUAUCAUUCAACGGUUUUGAUGACAACGGACAACCAGAGUGGAACGGAUUGGCCAACGUCGAAUCACUGCGCUUUGAGCUUGCGACUUCUCUGAACGACAUCAUUGGGUCGUUCAACAUAAACACUAACCUAUGGGCAAAGAUAUACGUCUUCAAACGUUUGAUCUUUCUCAAAUCCAAGACCAUCUCUUCCCUUGGUGUUCUUUUCUUUUUAGCUCUUUGGCAUGGGUUAAAUGCCGGGUACUUUAUGUGCUUUUUCCUAGAGUUUGUAGAUAUGGAGGCUGAGAAGCGUUGGUCGAAGAGGGUCGAGUUUAUUAAGAAAAGUUUGUACGAAAAGAAAGUGAAGAACGGUAUUUCGGGAAAGCUUGUAUGGGGAGCAUAUAGAGUAGUGUGCUGGUUCCUUCAGACAUGCGCCUUACAUUAUGCAAUGGUAGCUUUCGAGUUGUUGAGAUACGAAUGGUGUAUACAGGCGUGGGGAAGUGUGUAUUUUGUUGGCCAUUUCGUGGUAUUCGGGCUUAUAUUCUUGGAUUUGGUAUUACCAAAGGGACGAAUUGCGGGCGAAGGAAAGCAGCAAGGAGAGACUGCAAUGCUGAAAGAUACAAUGGAAAAGACGAGGACAAAUGGUAGCACUAAUGGAGUGGAUAAUGACUAUUCCGGUCAUCAUAAGAAAGAAUAG